This is a messenger RNA of Gongylonema pulchrum, 243 nucleotides long. Lineage: Eukaryota; Metazoa; Nematoda; Chromadorea; Rhabditida; Gongylonematidae. The record is from the annotation of a GenBank genome assembly.
AUGUUCUCAUUUCAGGUGGGGACUGCAAAUGUGGGUAACAGUGCAAUAGCAACGGGAAGUGAUGGCCCAAGUGUGGAUUACGAGGAAACGUAUUUGUUCGCAGAACGAGCCAAGACAGCCAAUAGUCUCAGCCCGGAACAAGCAUUCGCGCACAUGGUCAAAGCUAUGCUUGGCACAGGACUCCUUUCGCUACCAUUGGCGUUCAAAAAUGCUGGAUUAUGGGUAUCGUUCAGUUUUGAAUAG